This is a messenger RNA of Carica papaya (papaya), 1693 nucleotides long. It is a transcript of the gene CLPR1, whose product is annotated as CLP protease proteolytic subunit 1. Gene Ontology annotation, molecular function: ATPase binding; ATP-dependent peptidase activity; serine-type endopeptidase activity. NCBI's taxonomy places the organism in Eukaryota, Viridiplantae, Streptophyta, Magnoliopsida, Brassicales, Caricaceae. Gene Ontology annotation, cellular component: endopeptidase Clp complex. Gene Ontology annotation, biological process: protein quality control for misfolded or incompletely synthesized proteins. The record is from RefSeq and is a predicted model, not a curated record.
CCCAUUAAAAUCACUGGUUGUGAAAUCUCAAGCUUUGUUUUUCUUCUCCGCCCAAAUUCAUCCCCAAUUCAUCUCCUUCACUCUGCCGAGUUGCAGUCAGUCUCUAGAAUGGCAACCUAUCUGCCGUCUCCUCUCGCUGCUUUGAAUCCAGAAGUCUCUUCUAUUGGAGUCCCAAAAUCAUCCUUCCUCUCCGGCACCAAUCUCUUCUUCGCGCCUUCUUCAGUCUCUGUAACCAGAAGACUUCCAGCUCAAAAAUGUUACCAGUCUCCCUGCGCCAAGAAAUCGUUCGACCAUAUUCCGAAGCAGUUCAGACAAGAAAAUCUUAAAGAUGGAUUGAUGAACAAUUUCAAAAAUGUACCUCAGUAUCUUUAUGGUCUUUCUCCUUCACAAAUGGACAUGUUCAUGACUGAAGAUAAUCCUGUCCGCCGGCAGUCAGAACGAGUAACAGAGGAAAGCAUCUCAUCUGCUAGAAACUAUCUAGAUAAUGGAGGGAUGUGGAGUCUAUCGGGAAUGGAUGACAGGGGUCCUUCAAAGUAUAGUAUGAGUGUAAGUAUGUACCGUGGUGGAGCCAGAGGAAAUGGAAGACCUAGAACUGCUCCUCCAGAUCUGCCAUCGUUGCUGUUAGAUGCUCGGAUAUGCUACCUUGGCAUGCCAAUUGUACCAGCAGUUACUGAACUUAUUGUUGCUCAGUUUAUGUGGUUGGAUUUUGAUAACCCUUCAAAGCCAAUAUAUUUAUACAUAAAUUCUUCAGGGACACAGAAUGAGAAGAUGGAGACUGUUGGAUCAGAGACUGAGGCCUAUGCCAUUGCUGACACCAUGGCUUACUGCAAAUCAGAUAUUUACACUGUGAACUGUGGCAUGGCAUAUGGUCAAGCAGCAAUGCUACUAUCUCUUGGAACCAAGGGCUAUCGAGCUCUACAACCACAUUCAUCUACAAAAUUGUACCUGCCUAAAGUAAAUAGAUCCAGUGGUGCUGUCAUAGAUAUGUGGAUAAAGGCAAAGGAACUGGAUGCAAAUACUGAAUAUUACAUUGAGUUACUGGCAAAAGGAACUGGGAAAUCGAAGGAAGAAAUUGCAAAAGAUGUCCAACGACCUAAAUAUCUUCAAGCACAAGAAGCAAUAGACUAUGGAGUUGCAGACAAGAUUAUUGACUCGAGAGAUAAUGCUUUUGAGAAAAGGGAUUAUGAUGGGAUGCUUGCUCAAUCAAAAGCCAUGCGAAGAGCAGCUGGAGCUGGUCCACAAGCAGCUCCUUCAGGGUUUAGGUAAUUCUUAAGCAGCAUUGUCUGAGGAAAUUACAAAGGAAAAGCUUUUCCUAAAUAUUUAAUGCCACGGAGGACUUGAUUAGUGACAGUUUGGACAAAUGAGAGUGCACCGUUCUGUAAGCAGGUAGUUCUUUCACGUAAGUUCAUACUCGGAAAUCCGGUAUAAGUGAAUUUAUUGUGAUAAAAGUGCCAUGUUAAAUAUCAUGUAAGAAAGAGAGAAUGAAGAUGGUGCUUUGCUUUGCUCCUGUAAAGUUUGCUCUCAACUUUUAGUUGCUUCUGCUGUUAUCAUCUGUAAGGAGCAUGCCCUGGAAGAUCGAACCAGGAACAUGUCACUAGUGCCGUACUUUAGAAAAUUGAAUGAUAUUUGAGCAUAUCAGCCCUUAGCUUCAAGAAAGUUUAGAACUUUAAUAUAUUGCGUCUAUUGUCCUCAA